Apaloderma vittatum (bar-tailed trogon) is the source of this 789-nucleotide messenger RNA. Its product is annotated as extracellular fatty acid-binding protein-like. The transcript has 8 exons. The annotation marks the transcript as partial. Gene Ontology annotation, molecular function: small molecule binding. NCBI's taxonomy places the organism in Eukaryota, Metazoa, Chordata, Aves, Trogoniformes, Trogonidae. The record is from RefSeq and is a predicted model, not a curated record.
AAGUUCAAAGAGCUCAUCCCCGCCGUGGGCCUGGCCGAGGACAUGCUGGCCGUCCUGCCUGAGUCGGGGAAAUGGCACAUCGUCGCUCUGGCCUCUGACUCGGAGGGCUUCCUCCGAAGGAAGGACGAGCUGAAGAUGGCAAUGGCCAACGUCACGGUCCUGAGAGGGGGCGACCUGAAGGUGUCCUUUGCAAUUCCCUCCCCGGGCAGGUGUAAGAAGUCGGAGGCGAUCUACAAGCAAACAGGCGUCCCGGGGGAAUAUCACAGCCCUGAGAGAGGCAAUAAAACGGUGCAGGUGCUGGAUACCGACGGCAAGACCUACGCUGUCAUCUUCGCCUCCAGGGUGAAGGACUGGCAGACCUUGCACAUGCUGAGGCUCUACAGCAGAACCCAGAAGGUGAGCCCCGAAAUCGUGGCACUGUUCAAGAAGCUCGCGAGGGAGAAGAGCUUCACCGACGAGAUGAUCAGGAUGCUGCCCAGGCAGGAGGAAUGCAGCCUCGAUGGAGCCUCCCUGCCCAGCCUCUCCCUGGCCCUGCGGCCCCACGGCCGGCAUCCUGCCUUCAACCACAGGCAGUGGUUCCCCCAGCAGGGGUUUGGCCGGGCGCUGUGGGAGCACUGGGCAGAGGGGCUGGCAAGGACUGGGUUGGGCAGCAGAGACCAGCCCGGGCACCCGGGUCCCAUCCAGCUGCUGGAGACACCAGUGGGUGCUGGGGCAAGGGAGGUGCUGGACCUGCCUUUGGUGCACGCGGCGCAGUUUGGAGACUUCCGGUCGACGGCCGUGGUGCUGUGA